AUGCGUCGCUCCCGUGAGCCAUCUUUGACGCCGGCGGAGGAUUCGGCGGAAAAGCGAAUCCCCGGCCACCCACGCAGGAAAUGGUCCUCUGCUCUGAAAGUUGUCCACGCGAUGACCAGAUUCAAGAAUCUCCCGGCAAAGCAUGUAAGUUUUACGUUUUGAUUGUGAAUAUCAGAUAUUACUGUAUCCCAUGACGAAUAUGUCAAUCUGGAAUCACCUGGCUAAAGGUCGUCGAGAGCAGGAGAAUAGGGACCCAAGAGUUGAGCCCCGAGGGCUUUCAUGAAGACAAUUACCGGCUCCAAUGGAUCCGGUCGACUCCGAAGUCAGCGAGAAAACAACACUUUGGGGCCGGAGACAAGACAAGCAAGGCGGGACUUGUUUUGUGGUAGUAAUAAAUGAGACGUCGCCCCAGGCAUUGGAUGCCUUUCAGCUCGUCUUCCUGAAGUCAUCGCGCGGCCGCGGGUUCUUCUCCUUGAUAAGUUAGAGCACCAAUUCCCCAACCCAUUUUCGGAGUGGAGGAGAAAGUUUCGGGCUGUCCGCUGCUUCCCACGGCCCUCCGAAGACUUUGAAGCCUCCUGUUUGGAGGUGUUCUUCAAGCCAAGUUUAUUAUUCUCUUAAAGAGGAAUUGCGCUCCAUUUCCUUUGUGACCCUUUCCCAGUCCGCCCCGUAGUCCUGGACCCGCCACUUCAAGUCCCGCCGUUCCGACUUCGCCAACCCAGCACCGAUUCUUUGCCGUUGCCCCAUCCGGUCGGGUACGUCGAGUUCUUGGAGCGUAUGAGCCGACGGUCUUCCUUACAGUACCCUCUGCAAAGUGGAGGUCUUCUGAGUGGCCAUGCUCGACCCUAUGGCCCUGAAGUCGGGUCGUAUCAGGACACGGUGUUGGAGCGGGCUUUGUUGGCCGAAUCGGCGCUGCAACGAUCAUACCGGCUCGGCUCGCAACCAUCACUCGCUGCACAACGACGGACGCUUUUAACACCCGGCUAUGAGCCACCGCCUCCCUUUCAACCACCGCCCCCUUCUUCUUACGGCCGGCCACACCUGCCCGAAAACCAUCCGGCGCGCUAUCAUCGACGUUCCCAGCCAUCCCUUCUCUGCACCUUCGAAGAAAGCGUCAUGAAUCCCGACUCCACGUUGCGUCAUUCCCAGCCGAUGCUCUUCACGGGCGAAAGGAUACGCGUUGAGGCGAGGAAGUCAUCGCCGAUGGCCAGACACACUCCGCCCGGAUCAGCGUCUCCUCGAAUGCAUCAUCGACCAGCCCGAGCGAUGACUUCCAAUCAGUUCGGGGCCAUUCUCCAGAACUCUUAUCCCAAUUCUCCUGGCUCUCCGACCAUGCAAAGGCGAUUCCCCGUGGCGUCGGCUUCAGAACGGAGGAUUCUGAAGCGGGCUCCCCAAUCUGACUUAGCUUAUCGAUUACAGAGACAGCACCUCGAAGGCCAGUCCAGUCAAUACCCUUCCGAAUAUCGACCAGACGGUGAGUUUUCUUCCUUUCAUUUUUGAUCAUUUCGAAUGAUGUUUCCUCACAUCAAAAGACCAUUUUUAUUAAUUAUGACGUUUUGGGAUGUCCAGUAAUUUAUAAAUAAUGCAGAUCCCUCCACUUCCUUGCUCCAAAUCCUGCGGGGAUUUAUUUUUAGCGAAAGUUUCCCCAAAUAUUUUUAUUUUUAUUCCGCGUAGGUUCCGAAACUGAUAGCCGCAGGCACUGAGGACGUCAUUAAACGGCCGAGGGAUUUGUCUUGAAUUAUUUACAAUAUUUGGCCAAUGCCGUGUCUGGUCAUCACUAGAUAUUUUGUAAACUGAAGGGAUUUGUGACUAAUCCUUCCGUCGACGAUUAACCAAAACAGUUACCACUCCUUAAGGAAAACAGUUGCUAUUUAAGUGCUUUCCAAUCUCUGGCCAUCAAUUUGAGACUUGGGUCGUGCCUAAAAACAAAUGUAAUUUCCGUUCGAAUGACUUUCUUGGCCUGCGAGAGUUCCUUCGGUUUCGAGAUUGGCCAUGAAUAUGAAAGGAGGAGAUAAUCGCGGCCGAAGACGUGUUCGUAUGCGCAAUUAGGGUCGUUUUACAUGAAAAAAAAACUUUUUUGGGAGAAUUUUGGGCUGUAAAAAUAAAUUACUUUUCCGGAAACUGGUACAGUAGGGUCCCAAAGAAAAUUAUGCGUUAAUUGUUUGGGGACGUUGAUGAGUUCUGACGUCUCUGGAGGAUUCCGAAGACGGCACGGAAUUAAAUUAAUUUAUGGCGUCGCAUUUACCAAGGAAGGGCCGUAUAAAUUUCACACAUUUCAACACGCUUUUGGCAGCCCCCUUCAGAGACCCGUCCGCAGAUCAAAACCCAUCGUAAUUUAUGCGUAACUAAUGCAUAAUUGCACACGGCCGUGAUAUGUUGCACAUGUCAUUCCCAACUGAUUUAUGGUAUUUCCGGGGGCAUUUCGCUCCACUGGAUUCUUGGUUUUACAUUAUUCAUGGCCUGAAUAAAUGACAUUUGGAGGAAAUUUGCAAGUACAAAUUCGAAAUUAGCAGGCUGCUUUGCAUAUUUAUAUACAACUAUUGCAACUUGUGAUUGAUUUUAGUGUAUUAGUUGGGACAUAUGGAUUCAGCCAGGCUUAGUAUUUGAGAUUACAUCGGGUGUUAAAAGUAUUUUCCAUGACCUUACCGAGCCUUUCCCUUUAUGCCUCAAGGCAUUGUUGUCAUCUGAGACCAGAAAAAAAUCAUUAAUAUUAAUAAAGGAAGUAAAAGGAAAAGAUAUGCAUAUAAGAACACUGUUUUGAGAUAAGGAUUCUGCAGAAAUCUGUAAUUCAAAAUCAUUAAAACAUUAAAUUAAAAGUGACCCUAAAUGUCACCAUCCAAUUAUUUUUACACAAACAACCUUGUGGAAUGCCUAAGGGCAUGUCUGGGGAAUAAUAAAUAAACUCAGGUGUUUCAGAUGAGGAACCGGUGGUGGAUCCAAUCUACCUGGCCCUCAAAGAGGCCAAGGGGAAGUACGGGAGUCGUCGCGGAUCGUCGAAUCAGUUCGACUCUGCAACCCCCUCUCCACAACACUUGUCCCAGGUCUCGUUGCAAGACUCCGGAUAUGCAGAGACCACUGGUUCGAGAGGUCAAUUGCUAGGAUCGACCCCGCAAUUACAUCAGGCCAGCCAACCUCCUCCGGGAACUCAGGGUAAGUUGUUAAGGACGACCGGGACAGGGCCCAGUGACUCAUUGUCCUCGGGCUAUUGUUUUCACUGUACGGAGGCUCCUCAAACUUUCAUCAUGCCUUUUGCGACACCUGAAAUUACUCAUUGGGACUGUAACCAGGACACCUUUCCGCCUUUCAAAUCAAAAAUAUUAUUUAAAAUUUCAGCCAACCCCAGCGGCACUGGUCGCCCACGGGCUCCAAAACUCAACAAACAGAUGAAGUCGCUGUCUUUGGAUUGCGCGGAAAUGCCGCCUCCGGUCUCGACACAGAUGAGAUCUACCUACAGUAAGUGUGAUAUGUAUAUAUGGGUAUAAAUGGACAGGACAUUCAGAGAACAAAGCCGUUCGAUCAGCCCGAGGAUACGCCUCAGGAGAGACCAGUGAUUGGGGAAGAAGUGUGUCGCCUAAGGCACCAUCGCCGAGAAAGUUGCCGGCUCAGCCAGUGCAAGCCGGGACCCCGCCGAAGCAAGGUAAAUGUUACAUUUUGACUUGGGCAUAGAACGCUUUUCAUUGCGUAUUACAUGUUAAUACGUAUGUUUUGGUUGCGUAGCCACUUCCGCCUCCUCUUGCACGCAUGAUAUCGCCUGAGGGCAUACCCGGAAACAUGAUCCGGCCUUGUUUAUGUCCUCUUUUCCCUCUAAAUGACGCCUUUUCAGUAGUGAGUACCCACAUUGUGACACACGAUUACAUCCCACCAUCCUGUUCCGACCCAAAUAACGGGCUUUACAUUGGCGACCGGCUUCAUAUUGUGGAUAAUGGCGAUCCCGAUUGGCUUCAUGGCUUCAGAAUCAACGACCGAUUGCAGAAAUUGUUGUCAUUCCCGGCGACUUGUGUUGCGGCCAUCCACAACAACGAGCAGCCAAUGAAACUGGUCCAGAAUAUUCAUAUCCCCGAAGCCAAGAUGCGGUUGUACAGGGACCAAGUGGUGUUUGCACAAGCCGAUUCAUUAAGGGAGGACCAGAAGGUGAAGGUCAGGAAUGUGCGCGGCGCCUUCGUCUACUGUCCACUACAAUAUCUGAUGCUCAUAUAG
Molecule: messenger RNA, 4194 nt
Organism: Bursaphelenchus xylophilus (pine wood nematode)
Lineage: Eukaryota; Metazoa; Nematoda; Chromadorea; Rhabditida; Aphelenchoididae
Source: the annotation of a GenBank genome assembly